UUAACUAUUAUGGAUCCCACCACUGUCCAGCCGGACCACUAGCAGCACCCUUCAAACAAACUACCAACACCCUUCAAGAUCAUUACCAAUUCUCGCUUGGGCUACAAUCCGCGCUCAGACAACACACCCUUCCCAGGAUUCACAAGACCUCGCGACUGUACCCGAAUCAAACAACACUCUCUAACCUGCAACUCAUUCAGCCUUCCUUCCUUCCUUCAGGCCCUUCAACGCCUUAUCCACCAGCCAAUAUGCCCUCGAACAAUUCAUCCAAUCUUCCGACACUCAGGAGAUCCGGCUCGAACGCCUCGGUAUCCGUUCCAGCCGACUCACGCACCACCCGAUCAUCCACUCUGAACAACAGCCACUCAUCCGAAACUGCUCAACAUCCUAUUAAUACUCGAUCUCGAUUCGGAUUCCCAUCUUCGACCUCCAACCAUCCGAACAAUCAGCCCAAUAUACCUAAUGGGGCCCCUGAAAAUACCAACCAAACCACUCAACCUCAACUUCGCAAGUCCACUCGAACCUCAUCCAAUUCGGCUUCCCAAAUCGCCCGGCCCGGCUCCGCUCUCGGACGACCUGCUACUGCUCUGGGUACCCACUCUACAGCAUCCAUUCAGACCAACAGUCGGCUCCCACAAUCCACUAACAUCCCUGCCCCCAACCGCAAGCGCCGCACCUCAUCAGUCUCCUCUCAACGACCUGCACCCUUUGGUCACACCCCAGCUUCCAAUACCACGCGCCCCUCUGAUAUUCCAACUUCCAAUGAGCUUCAAAAACAACUGGCCGAUGCACUAGAUAAGCUCAAUGGUACCCAACAAGAAUGCAGUCAAUGGAAAUCGCGCGCCGAAGAGGCUGAAUUACGAAUCGAACAAUCCCAAAAGGAUCAAUACGAGGAACGCAUCAGCUUCUGUGAAGAAAUCAAGCAGCUCGAAGAAAAACACGAUGAAACGGUCCGACAGGUCAAGGAACACUUAGGCGCCCAACUCAGUCGCUCCCAGGAGGAAAUCGGAAGCUUGCGGGCUUCCGGCGCCAAAUGCCAAGAAGAAUUAGUCAAGGCUACCGCUCAGAUCGACCAGCUGAAUUCUGAAAUCGAGCAGAUGGACGUCGACUCCGGCCGAAGUGCUGCUCAGGUGAUGGAACUGACGCGUCUCAAAACCGAGCUAGAAACCAAACUUCAAGCCUCUCAAUCAGAUUUGGAACAGACUGUCAGAGAGAACCAAAUCAGAGUCGAUCAAGUCACUCAACAUUAUCACAACAUCCAGUCCAAACUUCAUCAAGAUCUCGAACAAAUGACGGCCGAUUAUCAAGCCUCCUUGCAACAACAAGCGCGCUCCCCCUCUUCCUCCGAAGCUCUCAACCAGUCAAAAUCUAAGAUCCUUCUCUUGGAACAAAAAAUCAAGGCCCAAGAAAUCGAAUUCUGUAAGGCAAAAGCCGAGCUCGAUAGGUUACUUAACUCGACCGCCCAGCAUGAUGAGGAAAAACGUGAAUGGGACAUCGUCCGUGAUAAAUUGGAACAACAGCUGCAAGAGUUAGAUCGCCAACAGCAAAUGUCAAACCGUGACCAUCCUGACAAUCACAAAAACACGUCCGUCAAGGUCGAGAACGAUUCUUCGAUUUACGAGAACCAAUUAAUCGAUUUCACUAUGAUGAUCGGUGAUAGUAAAUGCGACAUUCUGCCGCCCAAGUUGAAUGAACCAUCCGCAAACAAACCCAAUCAACCGGAUCACUCCAGUGACUCUUCAUUUUAUGGUUUGGUGGAUCAAGCUAAGGAGUCUUCCACACUUGGAUUAAGCUUCCUUCUCGAGAACAAUCCUCAUUCGGAGACCGGCCAAUCAGCUGGGGCGAUGAACACAGUCAAUGCAAUGAGUUCUGCUGGCCAAGAAUCGGAUGCUCACUCUGCUAGCUCAGAGGAGACGAUGGUCAACGCUGUUCCUCGUGAGGUCCACGAACGUGCUCUGCUCGAUUUGAAAAACGCCGAAGCCGAGCUCGAACACCUCAAGGCAGAGUUGAACUCAGUCAACGAGACGAUUGCCAAUCUACAGAAGAGUGUCUCUGACACAGAGAAGGACCAAGCGAGCGCACGAACGGCUUCGCAGAACGAAUUCGAGUCCAUCCGAAGCGACUUGGAAGCCCAACUAACCCGCGCUCAACACACGAUCGAUCACUUGAAAUCCAGCACCGUCCCGCGCGAGAACCAUGACCAAACACUCGAUGAUUUGAAAACGCUCGAGUUAGAACUCUCCAACCUCAAAGCCGAGUUGCUCUCGUCUCAAGCAACUUCUCAGGAAUCUGUCAACAAUCUCACGUCCUCUCAGCACAUCAUUCAGAUGCUGGAGCUCAGUCUUAGUACGUUGAAGAAAGAUUCGGCUGAAGAGAUUGAUCGACUGUCCCAAGUCCACGCACAUGAAAUCGCAACAUCCGUAGCACAAAUCAAGCGGUUACAGGCAGACCUAGACCAAGUAAAUACCCUUCACGCUCAAACGUUGUCGAAGUUGAACGAAUUGGCAGCUUUCAACCCGCACCAAAUCUCCGUGCUGACCGCGCGUCUUCGAGAGGAACGCGAUGAAAGCCGACGAGCCAUCGAAUUCAUGCAAGUAGAACGCCAAGCCCUCGAAGAUACUAGUCGCGACAUCAUCUCCAAGCUCCGACUCGAGCAACAGGAAGCCUUAAGAGAGACUACUGCCGAACGUAACACAUUGGUCGUCACUAUUUUAAGCUUGCAACAGGCGUUGAAAGCCUGGAAACACAUGGCUUCGCCUGCCAAGAUCGCUGAAACUAGCGCAGUUCAUGGCUCACCCAAGGCUGAAGAAGCUGCCAGCUUCAAUGCUGAUACUCACAUGAGUUCCAACAUCAGUCUAGCCUCCCAUCUCCGAGGAGACUUAGGAUAUGAUUUUGAUCAGAAAGCUGAGAGUGGGCUUCUUCAAGAUGAUCAUGGGAAUGAGGUUGUUGAGCCACAAGCCUACGAAAUCGCGCUCGACCAAAUCAGCUCGUUGAGCAAACAAGUCGACGAGUUAAAGGAACAACUCUUACAGACUUAUGUGGCCCAUCAAGAGCAGGAGAAGCUCGCAUUACUUGACAUCGAGAACCUACGUGCCGAGUUGAGCGCAUCCAAGGAGCUGCAUUCGCAAGUCGAACAAGAACAAACCCGGACGAUCUCCUCCCUCGAACUUCAAUAUUCUGGCAUCCAACAUCAGUUCCAUAGUUUAGAAGUAUCCUACAACUCUCUCCGAAAACAAAACGAGGACUUGACUCGCCAGAUCGAUCAAGACACUGAGAAAUCCGAGCAGUUGGAGGCUACCAGAGAUACCAUGCAAGUUGUCACUGAUCAGCUACGCUCUCAGAUCGAGUCGAUGGACGCUCAAAUCGGAACUUAUAAGCAACAGAUCGUCCAGCUUCAAGAACAGAACUCGCUUGCUAAUGAAGACUCGGCUGCGAACUCUGAGAAACAUACUGCAUUGCAGGCGACUACCGAUGGUCUGCGUUCUCAAAUUCAGUCGAUGGACGAUGAAAUACGGACCUAUAAGCAACAGGUCCUUGAGCUUCAAGAUCAGCACUCGCUUGCUAAUGACGACUUAGCUACGACGGCUGAGAAGCAAACUUCAUUGCAAGCUACUGCUGAUGGUCUGCGCUCUCAAAUCGAGUCGAUGAACGAUGAAAUCCAAACCUAUAAACAACAGAUCGCAGACCUUCAAGAUCAGCACUCGCUUGCCCAUGAGGACUUGGCUGUGGCAUCUGAGAAGCGAGCAUCGCAGCUCACGACUGAAGUAGAGCAGCUUACCCACGAUCUUAAGCAGCAAAAGAUACUUACCGAGGCCCUUGAAGAACAACUUGAGGCGGCCAUCUCGACUCAAAAGGAACACCUUGCCACCGUCAAAGAAUUAGAAGAAACCUUACAAAUCCAACAAGUCGACAGCAAGGCUGAGCUAGAAAACAAAGAAGCCGAGCUCGCUUCGCAAAGGGAUAACCUCGAGAAACAGUUGUCCGAACUCCAGGAAUCGCUCGAGCAGAAAUCGGCCCUCAACAUGCAGCUCCAAGACAGUGUCAGUGUUUUGACGGCCCGGAUUCAAGAAGAACAAGAUGCCCACCGAAAAAUUCAAGAAGAUAGUAAAGCGAAACUGUCAGAAGCGCUCGAACAUCGGGCCGUCGUGGAUGAGAAGCACCAAGUACUUCAAAGCCAAGUCAAAGAACUGCUCGAGAAGACGAAAGCUUUGGAAGCUGAGAAUGGAGGGCUAACAGAUAAGCUCGAGGUAGCCUCAGAAGAGCAACAAGCAAUCAAAGACAACUCCGCCGCCGAUCUCAGUCGCGCCCAGGAAGAAUUGGCCCAGGCGACUAGCGCAAAAGAGUUGAUGAGUCAACAGCUCGAUCAGAUGAAUGAAAACGUCCGACUCCUCACUGAAGAGCUCGAGCAGCUCAGAUCAGAGCAAAGCCUCAGUAAGCAAUCCAGCGAGAAAUACGAAACUCUAUUGAGUGAAUUCAAGGCGCUGGAAGAGCAACUGCCAGCAUUAUCGACUGAACUGGAGAUAGUGCGUUCUGAGCUAGAGUCAGCAAGCGGGAUGGUCGAAGAGAUGACGAGCGAAGUGAAGGAGAAAGACGCGAUGAUCAACCUGUUGAAGGCCGACCUGGCGACCGUCAGCAAAUUGCAUCGCAGCAUCUCCUCCGUCGGCGACUCUGCCGAACAUCGCAUCAAAGAGUUGGAGGAUCGUGUCAACAGUAAGUCUCUUGAAGCUGAAGAGGCUGUCGAUCGGUUGCUCGAUGAAAUGCAGAAAAAUAAACGGUUGUCCAAUUUGGUCGAGACUCUCAAAAUCAAGUUGAAGAGUAAGACCAAACCGAGCACUCUGCCGGCUGAUCCGGCACUAGGACAAGAAUCUAGCGAAGAGCCGACACGCGUAGCGAGCAGCACGUCUGUCCCAGACCCCGAGAGCCAACCCAUCCCGUCCAGCAGCCGGAAGCGCAAACAUGAAUCGGUUGCUCCUGAUGCUGGAGCGUCGCGUUUGCGCAGCCAGUUAGGAGAUGAAGGGAACGACAGUAAGGAGAACCCGGGCGGUGCUAAUGGACGACAAUCGGUUCGGCGGAAGAUCAGCGCGACUAAUGGAGAGGAUGAAGCCGUUGAUGAGGAUGUCAACCAUCAUCAGAAUCAUCAUCAUCAGAGGAAAGAGGAGAUCAAUAACGAGACUCAUGCCGUCCUCCAACCCGUCUCCGUCAACACACAAAACCCCUCCGUCGUCGUUGUUGUUCCGACAUCGAGCACCCACGAAGCCAGCAAGGAAGCCCUCAAACCGGCGCUUAUAAGACCCUCGACGACUACCAAUUCGAACUUGUUGGCGAGCAUCCAAUCUUUGAGACGCAAGCAGCAACAAAAACAACAGUCGGUCUCCCAUCUCAAUAACCAUGGUCGUGGUGGUAGUAGUCUUGCGGGCUCAAAUGAGACCGCUACUGCGGCUGCUAAAGCGUUGCCCGAACCCAGACGUAGUAGCUUGAGACUUAUUCGAAAGGAUCAGGAAAAUCUUUAGCUCUUGUCGGGCUCUUUCUUUUUUACCGAUUUGAUUCCUCUUUUUUUUGGUCUUGGUAUUCCUUUCGUUUCUUCUUCUUCUUCCUUUUUUGAUAAACUUCUUUCGUCUCAGUCCUUCUUCAUCAUCAUAUAUCAUAUUCCUUGGUCAUCAUCUUCUUGUUUCUUUUUUUUUUUUUGAUUCCUUGAGAUCGAUGUCGUACUCACACUGGAAACCAUAAAAUUCAUUUAUCGUACAUAGAUCUUUUUUUUUUUUUUUUUUUUUUGGAACUUGUUUCUUUUUGUUUGGUCUUUCCUUCAAUAGAUGUUCUAAUUAUUUAUCACAAGUGUCUUUUUGUUUCCUUUUACAAUUUAAUCAUAUCAUUAUACACCCUCCCUCCCCCUCCCCUCCCACAUACACAUUAUAUACACCCCCCUCCCAUUUUUUUUCAAUCAGUGUUUCUCUGUGAUUAGUUUUUUUCUUUUCUUUUCCUUAUAUAUAAGUGAAGUUGAUCAGUGGGGAAAAGUGAUUUGUUUUUGUUUUUGUUUUUGUUGUGAUGUGAUGUGUAGACUGAUGAUUGACUUGUUUUCUCUUGUUUUUUCUUCACAUAUUGAGAAAUUGAUAAUAGUAUCUCAUGUUGAUGUAUCCUUG
Puccinia graminis f. sp. tritici CRL 75-36-700-3 is the source of this 6137-nucleotide messenger RNA. RefSeq lists its product as uncharacterized. NCBI's taxonomy places the organism in Eukaryota, Fungi, Basidiomycota, Pucciniomycetes, Pucciniales, Pucciniaceae. The transcript has 6 exons. The record is from RefSeq and is a predicted model, not a curated record. The coding region runs from base 249 to 5510 and encodes 1753 amino acids.